AGUUUUCUGUCACCUACAUCUCCGUCGACUACUUGGGUGACUGCUAUGCGUGACAAACUGCCUCGGUUUUCAUCGCAUCCAAUUGUUUCGGUGAUCGGCUACCCUGGAUCGAAACUCAAUCGGUGUCAUGUCGGGAAGUCAUGUUUAAUCCACCGGUUCCUCUCACACACACCUUACCGUGAAGAUCAUUUAUCGAUACUAGAUUUCUCUGAAUUCGAUUCCGAAGUUGUUGCUGGUUCGCACUGGUUAUUCUGGGGUUAUUCGGACGUUUUUCUUUUCGAUGAUGUUGCUGCUCGAGUGCAAAUAAUCGAACAAUGCGAAUUCAUAGAUGAUCAUCUUUUCGCUCCAUUUAUGUCCAACCGGAUCUAUCGUGAAAGGUGCACCUCACGAACGUUGACCUUGAGCACUCGCAAGCUGGCUUAUAUUUGUAAAGACCAGUUAGGUCAUGAAGAGUCGUUUGCGCGUUAUUACCUUGAACCGGGAUGCUAUGGUGUUUCCGCCUUCAUUUGUGUUUACGAUGUUACUCUAUCCGGUUCACCGGCCUUCCACCAAGCCGUGUUUCUUCGAUACGUCCUUCACGAGCUAUCUUCUGCUAACGUGCCUCUCGUAUUGGUUACGUCGAAACACGAUUCUGGACCAUCGGAAAGUGCCAUUUCCCUCUUGGAAUCUUCACUGAAAGGCAUUAGCAAUCGCUGGUUAAAAAGAAACUUCUGUAUAGUAGAAACUUCUUCCAGAAGGAAUGUGAAUGUUGACAAGGCCUUCUAUUAUGCCACUGCUGCUGCGUCUGGUUGUCUUUACGAGAUCAAACGUGGCAGUAGAUUCCACUUCAAUAACGCGGACCGACUGCUUCGAAGCGUCCUACUCCGCCUCCUACACUUUUCCAGCAACAAAAUUCCUUCAUGUGGCCAUCACUCACGCAAAUCUGCCGACCCUCUUUUGUCUUCCUUGUUUGCCGAUGCCACUGAUUCGUUCCGUCUGGCAUGCGCUACCACCCAAGGUCCAGAGUGCAAAUCGAAACCCCAGGAAAUACAAUGUUUAAGUUAUGGCUCAUCUCUAGGCUAUCGUCCAACUGUACGUCCAGAAGUGACCACUGUUUCGCGCACUUCCCUACUCUCGAAGAAUUCAGCUCUAGACCAUUUCGAUCAUCUCGCACCAGGCGAUGUCUGCUCCUCUCUUGUCCUCCAUGGCAAUGAGUUGGCUGCAGCCAUGAAAAAUGACCAGCUGGACGCAGAUCCAGACUGUCCGAAAUUCGCCACAAUCCAAGUUGCCGGCACAACAUCUACAGUAGUCAAUUUCAGUCGAAGAUCAUCGCUACCCUUGUUCACCGCCACCAAGUUGGCCACACGUGCUUUAUUCGCACACCUCAUCACCUUCGCAACCAAAGAGAGUGCUUUUUUCCAAAUUGCCGGAAAAGUCAACCCCGCAACUUCAAGCCAACUCUUGUCUGCGGUUUGGACCUUCGGGCUCAGCGAUCACUUCUCGAUUGUCCCAAAAUUGCUGCAGGACUUCCAAACCGAUUCGUCUCCUACCUCCAGCUGCACACCACUCCAUGCCACUCUGAUCUCAUUCCCUCUUGGCCAUGUGCCUCACAAUUCGGUCUUCUCCGACCGCCGCAUUUUCUGCGGACUCCCACCUUUACCAUCCACCACAAACGCCCUGACCUCCACCGAAGGAGUAGUUAACUCAAACCUGGCUGCCGUUCACUACAUAUGUCUGCCACAGUGGGCUGACAUUCAUCGGGAUCUAGAGCUACUUGGAUCCUCUGACGAUUCGUUGAACGUGUUAUUUGUUCAUUUUCUUUUUUCCGCCUGGCCCGCAGUGGAGGAUCAACUCACGGAUUUUCUCGACUCGUUGUUGCUUGAACUUUCACACCCAUCUCCCCCUCAAAGUGAAGGUAGCCGCUCGCUGUCAUUGAACUGUAUAGUCGUCAUCGCGUUGCCCGACUCCGCCACAUCUAUGGAUGACCGUCUGAUGUCCUCUGACCUUUGUGCUGGACCGACUUGUCUACGGAGACUAGCCAAAAGGCAUCGUGUCCAACUCGUUCCGCUUCUACAGUCCGUCAUCACGUUGGACGAUGAGGAAAAUUGUUCCCCCGUGCCUCGCACUGUCCCAUCUCCGCAUGUGUCUAUACCUCCUUCCGUUGCCAAUCUUCGCAAACCUCUUCUGAUUGUUUUGUCCAUGUUAUCUGAUUACACGAACGAAGCUGUUCAUCGUGGUUUACUUCAAGAACAUUCUGCUUUGUGGCCCAAGAUACUUCAGCUACUUGAGGCAGCUGAGUCUGAUGGGAUCAGUGCAGUCAAGGAAUUUACCGCGGUUUUACACCAAAAGACUGUGUCAGAUACACAUUGUCCGCCCACUGAUAAAUCCCCGGUCAUCAAUAAUCCCCUGCAGCAACCCAUUAUUGUCACCUCCGAACCUCAUCCUCCAUCGUUCUCGUUUACCGAUCUCCAGAGACUUCCAAGCUCGACACUGGUAGCUCUACCAUGGUUACCGCUCAAUCCCUUGGAUGCAAUCCGUCUUCCCACGUCGAGAUUUCCUGGUUUCUCUCAUCCCAAAUCUCUCAAUCCGCCAUACUCACCAGCCGUGUACAGCCGCCCAUCAUUCCCAAUUCAAUCAAAAACUACCAAAGCAGAAUUCUCUUCCUCCCUGGACGAGUAUUAUGACGAACUCCCUAACGUGCCCCGCAGGAAAGUCUUCACCAUAGAACAACUCCGGAGACGUAUUAACCGCCCAAAACGUCCGCAUCCUCAAAAAAGUUUCACGUUUUUCCAGUCCUCUUCCCUUCCUUUACCGGAUCAUAUGUUGCCCACUUCAGUAUCUCAACUCCACAUGGCCCCGAUGCAUUCCGUUCACAACUUCCCUAAUUACAGUGUUUUAUGGCCUCAGUUACAUUCAUGUGCACCGCCUCACUGGCCAUGGGAAUCCGACGGUGGAGUAUACGCUGAGGUCAAUGAUGCCCUCGUCUCCGAAGAUUCCUCUGUUUCGACACCACUCCCACCAUCCUUUUCCUCUGUUGCUUAACUGACAACUCUGCGCUUUUCUAACGCCUUUGUUAUCUCACUUCAAAUGCUUGUUCACUUAGCUUCUCAACUGUGCUGAACGCGUAAGUUGCGCACUCCAGAUUCCGCAAACAUUCUAUGGUACAUGUAUAUACUUCUUUUCUGUGAAUCAGAAAAUUGACCCUGUUUGUGUAUUGAUCGUAUUCCCUGUCAACCUCAGUCUAUCAUGCAAUCGACUGCACGACAGCUGAUGUUUUUGCCAAAAAUGUCAUCUCUUUGCCCAUGGGUCCUUUUGGCGUUUUGUUUUGUCUUUGUCCCCCAUUCUUUGUAACAGUACCCACUGACUGCAUCGUAUAUAAUCAUACAGUCUUUCAAGCAGUCUCCAUAAUCAUUCUGAUUCGACUCAUUCUGUCUGGGCUUUCACGAAUCGUCGUCUUUUCGUUAUGUUUGUUGCCUCUCCCCAUUAACCGUUUAUUGCUGUCCAGAUCUAUCUUUCUCGCUUUUUGUCCUUGUCAAUAGUAAAUCUCUGUUGCUUUCACCACAUACAAGCUUCUGAUCACUCAGAUUCCA
Dicrocoelium dendriticum is the source of this 3569-nucleotide messenger RNA. The record is from the annotation of a GenBank genome assembly. NCBI's taxonomy places the organism in Eukaryota, Metazoa, Platyhelminthes, Trematoda, Plagiorchiida, Dicrocoeliidae.